AGUAGGCGUGUCCGGUAACUAGGAUGUAGCGCUGCCAGUCUCGUACGCUUGUAGUAAGUUUCGAGUUAUUCGACCAAUCGGGUGCGUGGGUGUGUCUAGUAACCAGGAAGAAGCGGUGCGAAGCGCACAAGGAGGAAGUCUGUGGGAGAAUUACAGCAAGUGAGAGAUGAUGAGCUCCCCGUGUAAACUGCCCCACGGACACAGCCACCAGCACAGCCACCACCACCAUGGCGGCACCGAGGAGGAGAAAGCAGCAGUGCCGCACGUGGCCGAAGACUACAGUAACUGGGAUAUUGUUAAAGCCACACAGCACGGCAUGCUGGAGAGGUGCAGGGAGUUGGUGGAUGCAGGAUAUGAUGUCAGGCAGCCAGACAAGGAGAACGUGACUCUGCUUCACUGGGCCGCAAUUAAUAACAGACUGGAGCUUGUCAAGUAUUUCAUCUCCAAAGGAGCCAUCGUGGAUCAGCUGGGCGGGACUUUGAACUCUACGCCGCUUCAUUGGGCCAUAAGACAAGGUCACCUACAAAUGGUCAUUCUGCUGAUAAAGUGCGGUGCUGAUCCGACUCUGAUCGAUGGCGAAGGUUACAGUAGCGUCCAUUUGGCAGUACUGUUCCAGCAUCUGCCUAUUAUUGCGUAUCUGGUGUCCAAAGGGCAGAGCAUAGACUCCCCGGAUAUGAACGGAAUGACUCCUCUCAUGCUCUCCGCCCACAGAAUCAUUGGUAUGGAGCCCACUAACUUCCUGCUAAAGCUGAACCCAUCCAUUCACGCCGCAGACAAAGUUCACCGCAAUACCGCUCUGCACUGGGCAGUCACGUCGGGCAACGCUAACGCAGUGGAUCUGCUGCUGGAAGCCGGAUCUAACUUGGAUGCCGUGAAUGCCAAGGGUGAGACCCCGCUGGAGAUCGCCCGGCAGACCAGAAAUCGGCUGACUGUGCAUAUACUCGCCAGCGAGGCCCAAAUGAGAUCCCGGCGCAGCUCGCGCAUAAUGAAGGCUCUGCAGAGAUACGAGAUCACCUUCGUUACUCUCAUGGUCCUGCUGAUCAUCUGGGCCGUGGGCUACGUCCUGGAUAUGAACACAGACUCCUGGCUGCUAAAGGGGACUCUCUUGGCUCUGGUGACUGCCGGCUCGCAGCUCUUUGCCAGGCGUUUCAUUGGCUGUAAGAGCCAGAGGUCGCUCCCCGCCAUCAUCUUCAGCUGCUGCAUCUUCUGGAUGUUCCUGACGUGGUUUAUCUACUUCCUGCCAGGCUUGGCGCGGGUGGCGUUCCAGUUGCCCUUUAUUAUCAGCAUGUUGCUGCUUUUCUACUUCUUCUACAAGACGUGGUGCACCGAUCCCGGGUACAUAAAGUCGUCUGAGGAGGAGUCCAGGCAGACCAUUAUUACCCUGGCUGAAGCUGGAUGUUUGGAUGCCCGGCUGUUCUGCACUUCCUGUUUGGUGAAGAAACCCCUCAGAUCCAUGCACUGUCAUGCCUGCAACUCCUGCGUGGCCAGGUUUGACCAGCACUGCGUGUGGACCGGCCAGUGCAUCGGUGCCGGUAACCAGCAUUUCUUUGUGCUUUUCCUUGCCUCACUGGCAGUGGUUGGAAACUGGAUGAUCUAUGCCACGUCUGUAUAUUGGUCGGAUCACUGUGGUAUGGGCAGCAGGAAGGACGGGAUCUGGGCAACGCUGAGUCAGAUCGUUAACUGCUCCCCGUGGGUUCUGUACAUCUUCUGCCUCGUCAGCGCCUUCACCGUCUGGGCCACCCUCAUGCUGCUCGUGCAGCUGUUCCAGAUCUCUUUCCUCGGUCUCACAACUCAGGAGCGGAUCAGCCUUCAGGUACAGAACCGCCAUUUAAAGCAUCAAGUCUCGCUGAGAAGGACUCCAUUCAACCGGGGCUGCCUCCAGAACCUCGCCGAUUUCUUUCACUGCCAAUGUUUUGGACUGAUCAAAAGUCAACCCAUCGACUGGACCAAGCAGUACCACGGGGCAAUUCCCCCAUCCAGGAUGCGGCACGCACAGGCCGUCUGAAGGGUUCCCGUCAUUCUGCUGAAGAUCCCGUGUAACCGUUAUGGGACGGAAAAAAAGCAAAGAACGCAGCCUGUACCACAAUACAAUGUUUGGGGGGUCCCGGGGGGGGCUCAUUUAUUAGCGCAAGUGUAAAGUGCUAAGAUUAUUACCAAAGGCACUUGCACCUACACACACCCCUCAGGGCGAACCCCAAUGCGCCCGUUAAGCUGCUCUGAAAAUCUGCACAGUACAGGACGCACCAACGCAGCGGAACCCUGGAAACAACACCGGCCAAUCAGAAGCUGUUACUUCCAGUGCUCCCUUAGUGGGUUGCGUCAACACUCACAACUAAGUUGCAUCCAGCCAAUCUAAUGCCAGCGCCCUGUUCAUGCCACACUCAUCACAAUGUGUCCUAAUGAAGCACUUUGCACAUUGAGCUGAUUGAGUAAAAGAGACUAAAUGAGAAUAUCCCCACCUAGUGGGAACAUGUGGGUACUGCAGGGGCAAAAUGCCCCCAUUUCCCAUUUACUUGCCCUGCAUAACACUAUCAUUCUGCAGUACUCACACCCAUAUUCUCUUUACUAUUGUGAUAGUACAAAUCUAUUUCACAAAACUUUAUUAUUUCUUAAUUCUUUCUUCAUUUUAUUUUCUGCUGAAACAAACUCCUUCCCCGGCCAAGAACUGGAGGCUGCACCAAAGCAGAAGGCAAUUUCUCUGAUUUCAGCACCAGUCAGUGGUUUGAAAUGUCCGAACAGCAGGACUGAGCUGUUUGCAGCAGGAAAUAGUUAAGAAAAAAAUUAUUUGUGAAGCAGAUGUUGCCUUUAAAGAAGAACUGACCAACCAGAUGGCCCAGAAGGCAGAUGUGGCCACCAAGGUAUUUUUUAUAUCUCCCAGUCUGCCUUCCGGAGUCAUACACUGCUAUGUAUGACAUCAUAAUAUUGAUAUAAUCCAUGUAAUAUGUCGCCUGAUUGGAAGGAGUUGGACCGCACUGCUUUAAAGGCAAACAAACCUCCAACAGAGAUGGAUUUUAUAAAAAGAGCCUAUGGAAGCAUUCUCACAUAAAGCUCUGUGGGGUUCAGAAUGUGAUAUAUGACGUAUGGGCAUUAAUUAGGGAGUGGGAAUAUUCUCCCCCCACCCCCUUUUUUUUUUUUUUUUUUUUUUUUUUUUAUUUUCAGCUGCAGAGCCGCAUGGAAUACAUUGCAGUCAGCUGCCAAUGUGAACCUAAUGCCUCGUAACAGGGGGCAUCAGCUUGUACCCUCCAAUAGUGCAUUGGGGCCCAUGCAAACUCCUCCUCCAAUUGCAUCCCUGCCAUUGGUUACAUGGAGCUGAAAUGCUGGGCAGUGGGUUUAGUGGCUGCCAUCUUUGGCUGUGGGUUAUCCAAUGCCACACCCCCUGGGCUCAGGGACCAAUGCCAGAGUCCCGAUCAUGGCAGUGAUGCAGUUGGGGAGGGAGUUCUGACACCUAAACUGCAGUCUUUAUACAGAGACUGUUGUUAAGGGUAAAUAAACCCAACAGAAAUUAUUUCAUAUAGAUUCCAUGGGUUGUUCUCCUUUACACUAACUUUUAGUAUUUUUUGCGUGUUUUUGAAUUAUUUAGCUUUUUGUUCAGCAGCUCUGCCGUUUGGAAUUUGAGCAGCUAUCUGGUUGCUAGGGUCCAGUUAACCUAGCAACCAGGCAGUGAUUUGAAAGCGACAAAGGAAUAUGAAUAGAGAAGGGCCUACAUAAUAUGAUAAAAUAUAAAGUAACAAUAGGAAUACAAUUGUAGUCUCACAGAGUAACGGUUUUUGGGGUUCCGGGGUCAGUGACCCCCCCAUUUGAAAGCUGGAAAGAGUCAGAAGAAGAAGGCAAAUAAUUCAAAAACGAUACAAAAUAAAAAAUGAAGACCAAUUGAAUAUAGGGCAUUCUAUAACAUACUGAAAGUUAACCUGAAGGUGUUUUUGCACCCCCUGCCGAAAUCUCCUGUCUGGGAUUCCUGUGGGGGUGAGAGACGUUCUAUGUACGUUCUAUGGGAAGCACUUGGGCAGCACCAUGCUUAUAUUGGCCGUUUAAUAAGAGAAUGAGCCCCAGCUCCAUGUUUUGCUGAGAAGCAAGAGGCUGAAUGUGAUUGGACCCAGCCGCCCCGCUCCGGGAUUGGACCCACUGGUACCGUUCCGCUAGUAAUGUAUAAUGUUCUUGUGCUGCCGGUAAUAAUAUCAGCUGUAAAUAGGAAUCAUUUUAAAGGCAUCUUGGCACAGUUACUGAUUUUUAUUUUUAUUUUUUUUUUGUACAGAGAUGAAUAGUUCUGUUGUUUUCUAUUAAAGAAAAUAUUCAGUUUUCCAACAAU
Xenopus tropicalis (tropical clawed frog) is the source of this 4306-nucleotide messenger RNA. RefSeq names its product zinc finger DHHC-type containing 13 (gene zdhhc13). Gene Ontology annotation, cellular component: Golgi membrane; cytoplasmic vesicle membrane. The record is from RefSeq and is a predicted model, not a curated record. Gene Ontology annotation, molecular function: palmitoyltransferase activity; protein-cysteine S-palmitoyltransferase activity; acyltransferase activity. The transcript has 17 exons. Bases 167 to 2005 code for a protein of 612 amino acids. NCBI's taxonomy places the organism in Eukaryota, Metazoa, Chordata, Amphibia, Anura, Pipidae.